Molecule: messenger RNA, 990 nt
Organism: Arabidopsis thaliana (thale cress)
Lineage: Eukaryota; Viridiplantae; Streptophyta; Magnoliopsida; Brassicales; Brassicaceae
Gene: AGL52
Product: AGAMOUS-like 52
Exons: 1
Coding region: 1-990 (329 amino acids)
Biological process (GO): regulation of DNA-templated transcription; DNA-templated transcription
Cellular component (GO): nucleus
Molecular function (GO): DNA binding; protein dimerization activity
Source: RefSeq, marked reviewed
AUGAAGCAAGCUUCUUCUUCUUCGUCAUGUAAUCCAACAAGUUUAACAAACAGACUUAAAACAAUCUUUAAGAAAGCAGAAGAGCUUUCGAUUCUCUGUGCUAUUGACGUUUGCGUCAUCUAUUACGGACCAGACGGUGAUCUGAGAACAUGGCCUAAGGAUAGAGAGACAGUGAAAAAUAUGGCUUUGAGGUAUAAAGAGGACAGAAAACGCAAGAAGUGCCUCAAUCUUCAUGAGUUCCUCGAGAAAGAGAAGGUGAAGGACAAAGACAAGUAUAAGGGGAAGACGAAUUAUGUGAAGAACCCUAAUUGGUAUCCAAACUUUGAUCAUUACUCUCCUCAACAACUCUCUCAAUUGAUUCAGUCCUUAGAACGAACACUUUCUACUCUCCAAAAAAGGCUUCGUAUUGUUGAGUCGCAGAAAAAACAGAACACAAACUUGGUGCAUCAGAGUUUAACACCAUCGUAUCUGAACCAGACACAACACUUGGAUCCUAGCAAGUUCUCGCUGUAUAUGUACAACCAUGGAGAUGCUACUCUCUCACAACUCCCACUGUCUGCUUCACAAUCCAAUCAACUCAUCAAUUACCAGAUGCAGCAUGGUUUUGGUCAGAACAUGUGUUUGGACAACAUCACCAACAACAACAACUUUCAACAUCCUGGCGUGUCAAACACACAAGACUACUCACCGUUACUUUCGGCGAAUAACUACGGGUUGAAUAAUCACUUGAUGCAGCAACAGGAUCAGCUUCAUGGUUUUGAUCAGAACUUGUGUAUGAUGAGUGAAAUCAUCAAUAACAACAACGGUUUACAACAUCCUAAUCUCUCAAACACUGUUCCACAUGAAUUCCCUUAUGGUAACACUAGCUUCUCUCAAGAUAUGUUUUCGAGCUAUGAUGGGAGCAGUUUGCUACAGACAUCUUCUCUGCCACCUCUCCACAACAUUCCUAACAGCUAUUGUUUUUCUGACAACUCAAGACUUCUCUGCUAA